CAAACUUUCAUUUCAGACUAGAGAAGCUGAAGGGUCACACACACACACGCACACACACUUUUCAACCAGUAACCUGUAUUCACAAUCAUGAGGGGACUCCUUGCUUUAUUUGUGAUCGCCCUAAUUCAUGGCAGCUAUGCCUCCCUGCUCCUCCAGGGGCCAAGUGAGGUUGUUUUGCAGGGAAGCACAGUCACCUUGGAGUGCCUUGUCUCAGACCCUGAACUCAACACCAGCCAGGUCCACUUUGAGCGCUUCUCCAAGUACAUGCAGAGCUGGUAUCGCCUGGAGCCAGAAACGAGCUACUUCAGACGUCGCUGUUUAUACGACUACAUCAAUGUCCAGCGGGAGGAGCAGCGCAUUUCCCUGUCUAUUCCCUAUGUCACCAGCUACGCGGAGGGGUCCUACCGCUGUGUGUCCGACGCCGUCAACAUUACCGCGACAGCCAACUCCUCCCAGACCCUGACCUUCAAAGUGCAUUACAUGGGAGAGCCGCUGUUGUACCGGUCGGGGCUCAGCCGCUACCUGGGCUCCGUGCAGGACCUCAAGGUAUCUCUGGGCGAGGACGUGACGGUGGACUGCUCUGCCAGCUCGUCACAGAAGCCAGAGUACUUCUGGCAGAAGGAGGGUGGAGACUGGAUCCUGCCGUCCUCCAAGCUGACGCUGAAGAAGGUGACAGCCCUCGAUGGAGGAGAGUACACUUGCACCGCCCAGCAUCCCAGCGUGUCCUCACUCACCAAGAAACGCACCAUCAGCAUCACUGUGCUGCCUGAGGAUGCCCCCUGGUACGAGUCCACUAAUAUGCAAAUCACGCUGAUUACCGCAGCAGUGGCCCUGACUCUCUUGGUGCUCAUGGUCUUCAUGACUGUGUUCCUGUGCCGCAGAGCCAAGCAGGCCAAGACCAGCAAGGGACCCAUCGACGACCGGUCCCAGAAGAAGCCCAUCUACAAAAACAGUGUGGAGUCUCUGCCCUCUACCUGCGGAGACAAACAGCCGCUGGUCUGACCGCACAGGCAGGCAGAGGGAUGAGGAGGAGAGUGGAGAGAGACGAGGAAGAUGGAGCAGGUGGCCAGGGUGAGGGAUGGCAGAGAGGAGAUGCUAAAGAGGGAGAGUUUUUGGAUACCUGCAUUUGAGGUUGUGGGGGUGUGAAGGAGGGAGGAGGGAAGGUGGGGCUAUUAGGAGACUGUGGGGAGAGUAAUUUUGAACUCAGUAAUGACCUGUGUGUGGGAAAAAAAAACCCAAACAGGACAAAUGAUCGUCUUCCAGAGCUCGAGCCUGCUCUCCUCAUAUAGGUGUAGGUUGCUUGGUGACUUGGCAAAAAGCGGGGCAAAUCUGUCUUUAUGCAUUCUGAAUAUUUUCAAAAUGGUAUACCAAACUCUUAGCUCAGGAGGUGGGCGAGGGGUGAAACAUGUACUGUUAGAGCUGCUAAGAGUCCACAGGCAAUUCUCUUGCAACCUUGAACAGUAAAAAACACUCCUGAGCAGCACUUUUACAACCUUGGGCUUUGGAAAUAGUAAUGUUCUUUCAGACGCAAACAUAAGUGCUUGGCCCUGUAUUAUGAACGAGCCAUUUGGCUGAUACCUUAGGUUUUAUUUUGUUGAUUUGUUUCACACUCAAUGUGUAUUUUGGAGCAAAUAUCUGUGAGAAGUUUAUUAUCAAUACCAAUGACUUAGCAAUGACUAUUCUGAAGCACUUUGCACUCUACUAUUUAAACUACUAUGCUUUGUAUUUCUGUGAUAUUAAAUGGCUUUGAAACAAAAAAACU
Messenger RNA from Myripristis murdjan (pinecone soldierfish), 1762 nucleotides. RefSeq lists its product as uncharacterized. Gene Ontology annotation, cellular component: plasma membrane. Gene Ontology annotation, biological process: cell adhesion. The transcript is spliced from 7 exons. Lineage: Eukaryota; Metazoa; Chordata; Actinopteri; Holocentriformes; Holocentridae. Bases 88 to 1002 code for a protein of 304 amino acids. The record is from RefSeq and is a predicted model, not a curated record.